UAUUUCCGGUUUCCUAUAAGUGGUUGUGUGAUGUUGUGAUGAAUGAGAGGGGGGGUCGGACAUGGAGGAUGCAGUUGUUUCCUUGCUGAUGGUCGCUUUCGCGAUGGGGCUCCAGUGUUGCCUGGGACACCUUGAUGACCCCGAUUCUUGCUCCCCUUCUCAGUCACUGCCCAGUCCUGCGCACAAGUACAAAAAAGCCCCCAAUACGCUGUGGCAGCGCUACCUAAACAACAUAGAAGAAGGCCUGAAGGAGUAUUUGCCCUGCCCAAAAGACGACUUCACGUCUUGCUACAAGGAACUCAUCGAUGCCGAUCUCUCCAUCUUCCAAGAAGGAAUCACUCGGGACAUGUUGAAUUCGGCCAAAGUCCUAGGCACACGUUAUCAGAUCGUCGGCGGGAAGUUAUACCGACAAGGACGAUGCGUGUUCCCAGCGAGAUGCCAGGGGAUCGAGCAUUUCAUCCUCCAAGUCGUGGAUAGAUUACCCGACUCGGAAUUCGUCGUCAACGACUACGACUGGCCGAAAGUCCCAUUACAUCACACCCCCGUUCCGGUGUUUUCCUUCAGCAAGACGGGGGAAUACUUGGACAUCCUAUAUCCGGCGUGGUCGUUCUGGGCAGGAGGCCCGGCCAUUUCCCUCUACCCGACGGGACUCGGAAGGCCAGUCGAUGCGUGGGACGAGCAUCGGGCAUCCUUGUCGGCAGCGGCGGAGAAAUGGCCUUGGAGGAAGAAGAAGUCGCAGGGUUUUUUUCGCGGCUCACGGACGAGUUCGGAGCGGGACCCGCUCGUCCUCUUGUCGAGGACCGAGCCCGAACUGGUAGCCGCUGCUUAUACCAAGAAUCAGGCGUGGAAAUCCGAAGCCGACACACUGGGCGCAGACCCAGCCCCAGAGAUCUCGCUAGAGGAUCACUGUGAGUACAAGUACCUGUUCAACUUUCGCGGAGUGGCGGCGAGCUUUCGUUUCCGUCAUCUCUUCCUCUGCAAGAGUCUCGUGAUCCACGUGGGCAACGAAUGGACUGAAUUCUUCUACCCUCUUCUCAGGCCGUGGGUCCAUUAUCUUCCUCUCCCAUCUUAUCCGACCCAGGAACAGAUCAUAGACAUCUUGGAGUUUGCGAAAGAAUUCGACAAGGAAGUAGAAGAGAUCGCAAAUCGGGGACGUGAGGUGAUCUGGGAGCAUUUGCGGCCGAAGGACAUCACAACUUAUUGGGAGGAGCUCCUUCGGUCAUAUUCCAAGCUUUUGAAUUUCAAACCAAGUCUUCUUCCCAACAUGACUCGCAUUUCUUGA
Molecule: messenger RNA, 1282 nt
Organism: Darwinula stevensoni
Lineage: Eukaryota; Metazoa; Arthropoda; Ostracoda; Podocopida; Darwinulidae
Source: the annotation of a GenBank genome assembly